Messenger RNA from Belonocnema kinseyi, 357 nucleotides. RefSeq names its product prostatic spermine-binding protein-like. The record is from RefSeq and is a predicted model, not a curated record. Bases 1 to 357 code for a protein of 118 amino acids. NCBI's taxonomy places the organism in Eukaryota, Metazoa, Arthropoda, Insecta, Hymenoptera, Cynipidae. The transcript has 3 exons.
AUGGAUGACCAUAAUAAUGAUGACAAGAACGAAAAUGAGAACGUGAUAGAUGAUCACGAUGGGGAUGGUUGUCAGAUGACUAGAGAUGAACAUAUGAGGGAAGAUCAUCUGGAUGUGAAUGAUAAAGAAGAUGACGAGGGGGAAAACAGUGUUCAGGCUCAUAAUACAACUGAUCAUGUUGAAAUUAAAAUGGAAGCGGAGAACAGUGAAGAAGAAACCGAAAUGGAAGAAGAAACAGAGAAAGAGGUGAAUGAAGAUACCGAGGACGCGUAUAGGGAGGAUAUUGAUGUUGAGACUUGUGAGGACGAGGAUACGGAGGAUAUUGACGUUGAGGCUUGCGAUGAGAACGAGAUAUAG